This is a messenger RNA of Capsicum annuum, 5053 nucleotides long. Its product is annotated as putative disease resistance protein At3g14460. Gene Ontology annotation, molecular function: ADP binding. Lineage: Eukaryota; Viridiplantae; Streptophyta; Magnoliopsida; Solanales; Solanaceae. Gene Ontology annotation, biological process: defense response to other organism. The record is from RefSeq and is a predicted model, not a curated record.
AUUUCAGAAAUGGAGAUUGGCUUAGCAGUUGGUGGUGUAUUUCUCUCUUCAGCUUUGAAUGUUCUCUUUGAUAGGCUUGCUCCUCAUGGUGAUCUGCUCUAGAUGUUUCAGAAGAAUAAGCAUGAUGAUGGGCUUUUAGAGAAGUUGGAGGACAUUUUGCUUGGCCUUAAGAUUGUGCUAAGUGAUGCAGAGAAUAAGCAGGCAUCAGAUCAACGCAUGAAAAAGUGGUUGAAUAAGCUUCAGAUUGCUGUGGAUGGCUCUGAAAACCUCUUGGAAGAAGUCAAUUAUGAGGCUUCGAGGCUUAAGGUGGAAGGUCAACAUCAAAAUCUUGCAGAAACAAGUAACCUGCAAGUAAGUGACCUCAACCUGAGCUUGAGUGAUGAUUUUUUUCUUAACAUAGAAGAGAAGUUGAAAGCCAUUAAAAAAUUGGAGGAGUUGGAAAAGAAAAUUGUUCGCCUUGGCUUAAAGGAGCAUUUUGUUUCGGGUACCCGAGAAACUAGAACACCAUCAGCUUCUUUGGUUGAUGAAUCUGAUGUCUUUGGUAGGAAGAAUGAAAUAGAGGUAUUGAUUGAAACAUCUAAGGAGGCAAGUGAAAAAAAUCUGACUGUUGUCCCUAUUGUUGGAAUGGGGGGCAUGGGUAAGGCAACACUAGCUAAAGCGGUUUACAAUGAUGAGAAGGUGAAAGGCCAUUUUGGUUUGAAAGCUUGGAUCUGUGUGUCUGAGACAUAUGAUGCAUUCAGAAUAUCAAAAGGGUUACUUCAAGAAAUUGGCUCACUUGACUCAAAGGAUGACAAUAAUCUUAAUCAGAUGCAAGUUAAAUUAAAGGAAAGACUUAACGGAAAAAGGUUUCUCAUUGUUUUGGAUGAUGAGUGGAACGACAACUACAACGAGUGGGAUGAAUUGAGGAAUAUUUUUGUUCAAGGAGGUAUUGGAAGUAAGAUCAUUGUGACGACACGUAAAGCGAGUGUUGCCUUGAUGAUGGGUAGUGGGGAAAUCAAUGUCGGGACUCUGUCUGAUGAAGCAUCUUGGGCUUUAUUCAGACGACAUUCAUUAGAAAACAGGGAUCCUCCGAAGGAAUAUCUAGAACUUGAAGAGGUUGGAAAGCAAAUUGCAGACAAGAGCAAAGGAUUGCCUUUAGCUCUAAAGACACUUGCUGGUUUUUUACGCUCCAAAUCAGAGGUUGAAGGGUGGAGAUGUAUUUUGAGAAGUGAGACAUGGGACCUGUCAAAAAAUGACAUAUUACCAGCGUUGAUGUUGAGCUACAAUGAACUUCCCCCAGAUUUAAAGCCAUGUUUUUCCUAUUGUGCAAUAUUUCCUAAAGAUUAUCCAUUUAGGAAAGAACAAGUUAUUCAUCUGUGGAUUGCUAAUGGUCUUGUAGAACAACGGGGAGAUGAAAGAAUUCAAGAUUUAGGCAACCAAUACUUUAACGAGUUGAGAUCAAGAUCAUUGUUCGAAAGGGUCCCAGAGUCUUUUGAAAGAGACGGAGGGAAAUUCUUAAUGCAUGAUCUUGUCAAUGAUUUGGCCCAAAUUGCAUCGUCAAAACUUUGUGUCAGGUUGGAAGAAUGCCAAGGAUCUCAUAUGUUGGAACAAAGUUGGCAUAUGUCGUAUGCAAUGGGGAAAGGUGGUGACUUAGAGAAAUUGAAUCCGCUCUCUAAGUCAGAGCAGCUGAGGACAUUGCUUCCAAUCAAUAUCCAGGACCUUUACAGCCCUUUUAUAAGCAAGAGGGUGCUGCAUAACAUACUGCCAAAUCUAAUAUCCUUGAGGGCAUUCUCAUUGUCUCAUUACUGGAUUAAGGAGUUGCCAGAUGCUUUGUUUAUCAAAUUAAAGCUCUUGAGAUUUUUGGACCUUUCUUGGACAGAGAUUAUAAAGUUGCCCGAUUCUAUCUGUGCAUUGUUUAACUUGGCGACACUUCUCCUGUCAUCUUGUAGAUAUCUUGAGGAGUUACCUCUGCAGAUGGAAAAGCUAGUCAACUUGCGGCACCUUGACAUAAGCAACACUUUUCACUUGAAGAUGCCGCUACAUCUGAGCAAGUUGAAAAGCCUCCAAGUGCUAGUGGGAGCCAAGUUUCUUCUAGGUGGUUUGAGAAUGGAAGAUUUGGGUCAACUGCAUAACUUGUAUGGAUCUCUAUCAAUUCUGGAGUUGCAAAAUGUGGUUGAUAGAAGGGAAGCUCUGAAGGCAAAGAUGAGGGAAAAGGAACAUGUUGAGAAGUUGUCUUUGAAGUGGAGUGGAAGUAUUGCCGACAAUUCACAAACUGAAAGAGACAUACUUGAUGAGCUACGCCCAUACUCAUAUAUAAAAGGACUCCAAAUCUCCGGAUAUAGAGGGACAUUUCCAAAUUGGCUAGCUGAUCCUUCUUUUCUUAAGCUGCUAGUACAAUUGUCUCUUAGCAACUGCAAGGACUGUUUUUCCUUGCCAGCACUAGGACAACUUCCUUGUUUGAAAAUCCUUUCCAUUAGAGAGAUGCAUCGAAUAACAGAGGUGACGGAAGAAUUCUAUGGUAGUCUGUCCUCCGAAAAGCCUUUUAACUCUCUUGAGAGGCUUGAAUUUGCAAAGAUGCCUGAGUGGAAGCAAUGGCACGUUCUAGGGAACGGAGAGUUUCCUGCUCUUCGGAACCUUUCAAUUGAAAAUUGUCCGAAGUUGAUGGGAAAGCUGCCUGAAAAUCUUUAUUCUCUGACAGAACUGAGAUUUUCAAGAUGUCCUGAACUCAAUUUGGAGACACCCAUCCAACUUUCAAGUCUAAAAUGGUUUGAAGUUGAUGAUUCUCGUAAGGUUGGAGUUAUUUUUGAUGAAGCUGAACUGUUUACCUCCCAACUUGAGUUAAUGAAGCAGAUUGAGAAAUUAUAUAUUAGUGAUUGCAACUCUCUUACCUCCUUGCCUACUAGCACUCUACCGAGUACUUUGAAGCAUAUAACGAUAUGUCGUUGCCAGAAAUUGAAAUUGGAUCUGCAUGAAUGUGAUUCUAUAUUAUCAGCUGAGUCGGUCCCAAGAGCACUCACUUUGUCGAUAUGGAGUUGCCAAAACCUUACUAGGUUUUUGAUUCCUAAUGGGACUGAAAGACUCAAUAUUCGUUGUUGUGAGAAUCUUGAAAUACUUUCGGUGGCAUGUGUGACCCGGAUGACGACAUUGAUUAUUUCGGAAUGCAAAAAGUUGAAGCGGCUGCCAGAAGGUAUGCAAGAACUCCUUCCAUCUCUUGAGGAACUGCGACUGUCUGAUUGUCCAGAAAUAGAGUCCUUUCCUGAUGGAGGAUUGCCCUUCACUUUACAACUCCUUGUGAUAGAAAGUUGCAAGAAAUUGGUGAACGGCCGAAAGGGGUGGUGUCUACAGAGACUCCCCUCUCUCAGAGUGUUGGACAUCUACCACGAUGGCAGUGACGAAGAGAUUGUUGGUGGUGAGAAUUGGGAGUUGCCUUGCUCUAUUCAAAGUCUUACCAUAGACAAUCUGAAAACAUUAAGCAGCCAACUUCUCCAAAGCCUCACCUCUCUUGAAUAUCUAGAUACGCGUAAAUUACCUCAAAUUCAGUCACUGCUGGAACAAGGGCUUCCCUCCUCUCUUUCUAAGCUACAUUUAUAUCUCCAUAAUGAGCUCCAUUCACUACCGACUAAAGGUCUUCGGCACCUCACCUCGCUUCAAAGUCUAGAGAUCAGCAGUUGCCAUCAACUCCAAUCACUUCCUGAAUCAGGGCUUCCCUCCUCUCUUUCUGAGCUGACCAUCAGGGAUUUCCCUAACCUCCAAUCCCUUCCAAUAAAAUGGAUAGCAUCUUCCCUCUCUAAACUAUCUAUUUGCAGCUGCCCAUUGCUCAAACCACUCCUAGAAUUUGACAAGGGGGAGUACUGGCCAGAAAUUGCUCAUAUUCCUGAAAUAUAUAUCGGUGUUACGAUAUUUGACCACGAAUCAGAAUGCCUGUGAUGAUUAAUAAAAAAGAAGCUCCCACAGAUGAGUUGUUCAAUCAAUUUGCGGAAUUAUUUGGAGGGGCAUGAAUUCUCAGAAAAAUAAAAUCUCUAAUGCACUAUGAGAUGGAACAUACAUGAUACAACUAUCUAUUUUGGCUUGCUUGAGAUAUAUGAAGCAUGACUUGCUGCAGAUGGAACAUACAACUCUAAUGGAACCCAAAGGAUUUUGACAAGGCUCAACGAUUAUUUGGGAAGUGAAAAGUUUCGUAGGACUCUCUACUGAAGUAAAGUUGUUGAAUCUUUUAGUAUUCGUUCUUACUUGAGAUGAAGCAUGACUUGCUGCAAAUGGAACAUACAGCUCUAAUGGAACUUAAAGAGGAUUUGGACAAAGCACUCAAAAUUAUAUGGGAAGGGGAAAGUUUUGAAGGUCACUUCUCAAAUUGAGAUGGGAAAUAUGUUGAAGCUUUCAAUGGUAUUUAAUCUUAUGUUGGUUUGAACAUCAAAACUAGGGGAAAGGCAAUGAAGUGUAUCCUUUUCGGAAUGAAUUCAAGUUUAGCUAAAAAAGAGGAUUUACUCAUGUUUCAGUAACCAAAGAUGCUUAUAUUUGUGGUGGUAGUGGUUUAUUUUACUUGCUAGAAAACGUCAUUGAUGAUUAGUAAAUUUACCACUCAUUUACGUUCAAAUUCCUGCACACUAUUUAAUACUAUGAAUGAGACUAUUGUAUAAUUUCCACACCUUGCAUGUCUACAGGUGAAGAGAAGAAAAGAUGUGGAAUUGAGCUUAAAAGGAAGAAAAAAGAGGAGAUGUGCAAAAGUUGGAAAACCCUGCACGGAAAUUGGUCUCAGAAACCGCGAUCACGGUCGAGGGCCGCAAUCGCGGCCAGUGAAGCUUUGUCAAAUGGCGAUCGUGGCUUAGCGGGAUUAUACUCAGGGGCAAUUCUGUAAAUUGGCAUAGCUGAACCCAACUUCCUUAUAAGUCACAAAUCCUUUUCCCCUUUGAUAUUUAUAACUUGGGAAUUGAAAAUUGGAGACUUGGUGAACCCUAGAAAGUAGGGAAACUUUUGUAUUUGAAUUCCGGUUUGAAUUUGGUGAAACUGAAGCAUAAAGUGAAAAUUCUUCUUGUUUUCCAUUGCCAUGGAUGCUUUGAAUGAACCUUUUGGUAUA